CGGCGACGCUGGAAGAAGAUGGCGGACGAAGCGGGUAGCAACGGGGACGCUUCAGCCUUGCCGGUGGGGAAGGAGGCAGUUCUUUGAAUUACUAAAACUGAAAUACGUGUUGAUGGCAAACAAUACAAAUCCUGCUGGAACAUGAGCCAUAGGACCAGAAUGGGUGGUGAACCUCCCUUUGCAGGAGCAGAAUACUUCUCUAAAAAGCAGCAUGCUCCCCCAGUGGAUCGUCUGAUUAAAGAGAACAGCCACAUCUUCACAGAUACCCAAUGUAAAGUCUGUAGUGCUGUGCUCAUCUCUGAGUCCCAGAAGCUUGCUCAUUAUCAGAGUAAGAAACAUGCAAACAAAGUUCGGCGGUACAUGGCUAUCCAUGGUGAGGAGGAGCUCAGCCAGAGUAAGAAAAUAAAGCUGGAUACAAAGCAGCAGAGCAACAAUGGAGAAGACAGGAACAAAUGCUGUCCCAUCUGUAACAUGACCUUCUCCUCACCUGUUGUGGCUAAUUCCCACUACCUAGGCAAGACUCAUGCCAAGAAUCUGAAGCUGAAGCAGCAGUCUCCUAAAGCAGAAGCAGCUGUACCUGCUCAGAAACAACCUGCUAACCCACCUCCCACUACUGUGUCCUCUAAUGAAGAGAACCAAAACACUACUGACCCAGACAAAUUCUGCAAUCUCUGCCAUGCCACGUUCAAUAAUCCCCUGAUGGCAAAGCAGCACUACGUAGGCAAGAAACACAAAAAGCAGGAAACCAAACUUAAACUAAUGGCACACUAUGGGAGAACCCCUGAGGAGCCUGCUGCCUCAACAGAUCAAACCGAGGGGGAAACCCAGAACCAAAAACUUAUUCAAGGACCAGGGAACUUAUUAACCAUGGAAGGAAUGCACAAAAAUACUGUUGCUGGAAAGGGGUAUCCCUGUGAUGACUGUAAUAUAGUACUGAACUCAAUAGAGCAGUACCAAGCUCACAUCAGCGGCUUCAAACACAAGAACCAUAUACCAGGAGGAAUUCCUGUUACAGCACGGUACCCAACGACGCUGUACCGCGAGGAGACAACCGGCCCUGAUGGCUACAGCUAUUUCAGCCAAGACAUCUAGAGCAAGCUCCAGUGAUAUUUUUUGAAUUGCUGGCGGCCCAAAAGUGAACAUCUUUUAUCAGCCCACUAUGGUUUUAUUGUUCCGCUGGCUAAAUGAAACCCUCCUGUCCUGCAGUGUACCGAUUUAGCUGAUUCAGAACUAACUAUUGGCUAAAGGAUCUAGAAGGGACAGAUUUACUAGUUGACAUUUGCUCAGUCCUUUAGAAUAGUUUUCAUUGUGUAAUCUCUUGCUGUCAUGGCUGAUAGGUGGGGUGGGGAUUGUGCCGAGCCAGCGUUCCACCUUGAACCCACCCUUUCCCUCUGCCCAGAAGAAGCCAAAGGAAGUUCUACAGCCAGUACCAGCCAGAGGAGAUGGACCUUUGGAAGAAAGCUUGUAAUUCUUGGUAACACAGUGCUUGUUAAAUGUGAGGUAUGGAAUGGGCAUAAUUGACAGACUGAUUGCCUUCUACUCACCUAGAAUGGGAUGUUACAUUGCUGUGUUUGUCUUGCCCCUUCCUGAACUAACUGGGUUUGUGUGCAGAGUUUCUUAGGACACCAAUUUGCCAUUUGCAUCCUUUUUGUAGUUUUGCAGAUCUUGGUUCUGGAGCAUCUGGUGAUCUGUUUAAUAAAGUUGUUUCAGUUAGUAAUAUGCAUAAUCUGCUUCAGAAAAGCAAGCAGAAAGAGGCCAUGCUGAAGCACCUAGCAGUGCCUCCAGCAAACUGCACUUCUCUCUCAGUUCCUGGUAUUCUUCUUGUAGAAAUUGUAAUGUGUUUGAAUCCAACUGUGUACAAGGUUCUGUUGUGUUAAAAUGUUCAUCAGAAAUCUUUUGAUGUGGUGAAGGCUUUUAAAUUUUGAUCUUUCUCAGAACUUCAAAGCAUUUAAACGAAUCUGCACAAAGGGAUAGCAAGGCUGAGAGAACAAGCAGCUAUGUUUUGACUUCGAGGCUGGCAGUGACAUUUGUGAGGUGAUCUCCAUUUAACUCAUCAUACUAAGUUACAGAACAGCACUUUGCAUAGCAAUGUGGCCCUUCUGCUUCUGAACUUUGUCAGCCCAAUAGGCAUCUCCCAAGGCUUGGUUUGUGGAUGCCAUACCUUGGAACGACUUCAAGUGUGAACCCUUUCAGUUCCCUAUGUAUGAAAUCAGUUUCUUUGAGAGAAGUGUCUGUUCUCCAAGGAUCCCAUCCAUUUCUUUCUGAUAACUUUUCUGAGGCACUGAAAGGAAUGUAGGUGCUAGCUGGGGAUGCUGCGUGAGAUGAAUUGAUGACAUACUUUGCUAGAAAGGAGAUAAAAUUAGUUUGUGUAUUGGUCGCUUCCUUUCCCCUCGCUUGUGUACGAGGAGGAGAUAGGUUUGAAGUCUGCCGACAUCUGAAUUUGUUUGAAGACUUCCAAAUGGCAUGUUUCCAGAACAAUCCCUUGAAAUUCUAAUUGUAUUUGUCCAAAAAGAAAGUUGAUAACAUGUGGAAUUAAAGUGGGGGGGACAGACAGACUAUGAGCUACUCACUUCCUGCCUAGCCCAUCUUUGAAGUGCUUUUCUCUUUCUCGUUUGAAACAGGCUCUGCCUCUUUUUCUCUUGCUGCUCUCUUCCUGUCUGCUUCAAAAUAAGUUCCUUGGGUCCCCAUAAUUAGCAGAAAACCCAUUUUCUCUCUCACAUUCCUAACCUAAUCUCGAUGGCAAAAGUGUUUUCAGAACAGGGUAUGGGAAUUGAAGCAUCCUGUCCUCUACCUUAUCAAGGGUGGCUUGAUGUGUGAGUUUGCUUCCCCUGCUAUUCUGAUGGGGUGAGGGUAUUGACUAGCACCUUUGUCUCUUUUGGUAGCCCUUGUGUCUCCAUUUGCAGUGUUUCUCAGAUGGAAAUGUAUGAAUAUUGCUACCUGUACAUUUAUAUACAGCUUCUGUGGCAUAUGUGUAUUCCCUCUUUGCCAUCUUAAAAAGUUAAGAGGGCCCUUGUGCGUCUGCUUUCCCAGCUGUACUGUUAUGGUAAGAUCAGGACAGACCAGCAGUGCAUUUUAUUAUAAUCCCUGAUAUCUGCUGUGAUAGUUCAUUGCCAAUGGCAGAUCAUUCCAGGGAAGUAAACCUGUUCAUCAUAUAAAACUUGCCUUUUAUUUUUCACCACUGCUAGGUUUUUGUGUACAAAAUGUCCUCUACCUGUAGAGCCCAAAUUAAGCAGGGGCGAUUUUUUAACAUGUAAAUGUUAUUUUAUCUUUUCAGCUUUUUAUUGGGGUGGAGUGGUGAAGUUAGGUGUCUUAGAUUUGUAUCUCAUAUUUCCAGUAGUUUGAAAAGCGUCUAUCCUGUAAGACAAACCCACUGACCAGGCCACCCCCAAUAUAUUCUCAUUUAUUUCGUUUUGAUCAAAUAGCAUGACGAAAAGGGGGAGCAGGAUUUCUACACACACACACACAAACGCUCUGCAGCUUUCCUGUGAAUAACUGAUGGGGCAAAUAUGGUAUCUUCUGACUUACCAGUAGCUCUGCUUGCAUAAACCUUGAUUUUAUGCUUCAUCGUUUUCUGCAUUUUAACUUUUGUGUUUUGGCAUUCUCCCUCUUCUGCUGUACUUGGCAUUUGGCCUCCGAAGCGCCCCGUGAGCAUUCACAGUCCACAGAGUAGAGAUUCGGACACCGUGAUUGCAUUCAGCAAGCUCUGGCUUUAGAAUUUGGUUUCUACUGUAUAUUGAAUUCUAUUGCAGUUGCUAUCAGUUGCUAUUUUUGGCAAGUGCAAGGCUGAGUAAGUACUCCAUUAUAUCAUUAACAUGGUCAAUAUGCUGACUUGGCCUGAUAUGGAAGGGUCAUGAUAAAUUCAUAAAUUUCCAUUUGUCUCAGGCCUGUUUAUAUACAUAUAUAAAAAUGUGUGUAUGUAUAUGUAGUCAGGCACCCUCUUCCUUACUUUAGAGAUUAAAGGGUUGUUUUUUCUAUUCAUAGCAAA
Molecule: messenger RNA, 3985 nt
Organism: Elgaria multicarinata webbii
Lineage: Eukaryota; Metazoa; Chordata; Lepidosauria; Squamata; Anguidae
Gene: ZNF346
Product: zinc finger protein 346
Exons: 9
Coding region: 142-1092 (316 amino acids)
Molecular function (GO): double-stranded RNA binding; zinc ion binding
Source: RefSeq, a predicted model, not a curated record